AUGUCCGACGACGAAAGUUACUCUUUGGCCAUCGAAACCACUCCUAUAGAUUUCGAAGAAGCUGAAAAAGAAACUAGAGCUACUUGGGAACAUGAACAAUUAGCACAGGUACGGAUAAAAGUGUUUAGGGGACAUUUUGGUGAUGUGAACUCCUGUCAGUAUAUCGACAAUGAUACCAAAAUUUUAUCUGGAUCCUCUGACAAGACAGUAAAGAUUUGGAAUAUUGACACUGGCAUAGUGUCCAAUACCUACAACUGUCACUCAGACACGGUCAGUGCUGUCAGCAUCAAUGACAAUGGACGCAGGUUUGCAUCUUGUGGCUGGGAUAAGAAGGUUGGUGUUUGUGAUGUUGAGUCUGGGAACAUGUUGUGGUCAGGAAAGCAUGCUGGGAUAGUGACCAGUUGUAAAUUUUCUCAUGACGGGAAGAUGGUUGUCUCGGGAUCUGACUUAGAUAACACAUUGAAAAUCUGGGACGCCAAUUCUGGUGAACUUGUCUACAAUAUAGAAGAUAUGCAUACUAGCACCAUUACAAGUUGUCAGUUUGCCCCUCUGGAUGACAAGGUCAUCACUACCUCCAUGGACCAGUCUGCUAAAUUCUUUGAUCUUCGCUCCAACAAAGUCACCAUCACAGUUGAUGGCCAUAUCAAUGUCAUAUCUUCCUGUGAUGUAACAUUUGAUGAGCGAAAGUUUGCCACUGGUUCUUGGGACAAAAGUGUUGGUAUCUGGGAUAUUGCCACUGGAGGCUACAGAUCCAAGGGUCCUUUGACUCUUUCUGGUAGCCAUGACGGGUCGGUGAGCUCAUGCUGCUUCAGUAAUGAUGGCUUGAUGUUGGCCACAGGUUCUUAUGAUAAAACUGUUGUGGUGUGGGAUGUGGAAAACCAAGUUCAGAAACUCAAGUUACAGGGCCAUGACGACUGGGUGUUAGAUGUGGCCUUUACUAAAGACAUGCAGCAUGUAAUGUCUGCUUCCAAGGAUAGUACUAUACGGAUCUGGAAUGUAGAGGAGUCUGACAAAAUCCCUGUUGUCAUGGAGAGGAAGAAGGCUAUAGGCCUCAAGAUAAUCAAGUGUGGCAAAUGUGGAAAGCCAUUUUCCAUGACACAGUUGGAGAGCUUCCGUGAUGUGUCUGUCUGUGUGUUCUGUCGCCUGAAGAACAGAGAGAAAACAAUGCUGGAUAUCAUGAAUAUGGUGGAUUCCUGA
This is a messenger RNA of Ylistrum balloti, 1197 nucleotides long. RefSeq names its product WD repeat-containing protein 88-like. Bases 1 to 1197 code for a protein of 398 amino acids. Lineage: Eukaryota; Metazoa; Mollusca; Bivalvia; Pectinida; Pectinidae. The transcript has 10 exons. The record is from RefSeq and is a predicted model, not a curated record. Gene Ontology annotation, molecular function: protein binding.